UUUAAUAAAAAAAUUGAACAGUGGUCAACCUGGUUCAAAGUUAGUCUGGGGUUUAAUGGUUACGAAUUACGAUUUCUGUUGUAAGGAUAAGGAGUUGAAUAUUUCGAAUUUAAGAAAAUAAAUUCAAUAUUUAUGUUCUCAUUGUUAAUGAAAGUUAUAUAUUCAAGUAAUUUUUUCUACUCUGACUUCGUUCUCACACUGAAAGAACUAAACGGUUUUUUUCAAUUUUGAAAUGGAUCAACAAGAAAAUUCCAAAUUAUUAGAAGCAGCUAGAUGUCUAAACGCAGUAGAAACAAUCUGCGUAAAAAAAGAACUGAGCAAAAAAUUAACCUCACAGCCUUUCAGUUAUCUCUUAGUACUAGAUUUCGAGGCCACCUGCUGGAGUAAAGAAGACGAUUUCAAAGCCCCGAAUGAAGUGAUAGAGUGCCCCUGUGUUCUAUACCAUGUAGAAACGAACAGAAUUGUGUCAGAAUUCCAGCUGUACGUCAGACCUGUAGAAAAUCCUAUACUCAGUGAAUUUUGCAUGAAAUUGACAGGUAUCCGCCAAAGUCAAGUCGACGGAGGAUUCCCGCUGGACGUCAGCUUGAUGCUGUUCAAAAAAUGGUUGGAAGAAAUGAGGAAGAGGUUUGCUUUGUCAUAUGAUAUAUAUAGCUCUGCAGAAAACAAGUGUAUCUUCGCUACGUGGUCUGACUGGGACUUAGGCGUUUGCUUGAAGCGUGAAAGUCAAAGAAAGAGGAUAACACUUCCAGAGAUGUUCACCACGUGGAUUGAUGUUAGGGCGAUAUAUUGCUCCCACUAUUUACGGAAGCCAAAGGGGCUUUAUGGGGCGCUGCAGGAGCUGGGGUUGGAGUUUGUGGGACGUGAACAUUGUGGCUUGGAUGACGCUAGAAAUACUGCGAAGUUGAUUGGUGCAAUGUUGGCAGACGGGGUGUUACUUGAAAGGACCCCGUCGUUUUAAUAAAUAGUAAAUUGAUGACAAAAGCUGAGGGCGUGGCCCUGUUUCAUGACUGAAGAAAAAUACACAGAUCUGACAUAUCACUCAGGGUAACUUAUUUAUAUAUUUUUUAUACUUCUUCCGUACUAAUUUUUUUAUUGUUUAAUAAAUGUUUUUUUAUUAUA
Leptinotarsa decemlineata (Colorado potato beetle) is the source of this 1119-nucleotide messenger RNA. It is a transcript of the gene Snp, whose product is annotated as Snipper. NCBI's taxonomy places the organism in Eukaryota, Metazoa, Arthropoda, Insecta, Coleoptera, Chrysomelidae. The record is from RefSeq and is a predicted model, not a curated record. Gene Ontology annotation, molecular function: 3'-5'-RNA exonuclease activity; nucleic acid binding.